Molecule: messenger RNA, 995 nt
Organism: Amaranthus tricolor (Joseph's coat)
Lineage: Eukaryota; Viridiplantae; Streptophyta; Magnoliopsida; Caryophyllales; Amaranthaceae
Exons: 1
Coding region: 80-616 (178 amino acids)
Source: RefSeq, a predicted model, not a curated record
AAUCUUCAUCUUCUGUUUCCCUCUCAUCAACUCAAUCAUCUUCAUUAAUUACAGAAAACCCAGAAUCAUAAAUUCAAUAAUGGGUCUCCAAAUCUCAGAAUCCACCAAUCACACCCAUAAAAUCUUCCUAUUAUGCAAUUACAUCCUUUUAGGAUCCGCCUCAAGCUGCAUCUUCUUAACUCUUUCUCUCCGUCUAUUCCCUUCUGUCGUCGGCUUCCUCUUCAUUCUCCUCCACAUAAUCACAAUCUGUGCAGCAGUCUCAGGUUGCGCCGCCUCUUCCGCAAACAUGGGAGGGUCACAUAAAUGGUAUGCCAUUCAUAUGGUGGCAACAGUUUUAACGGCUAUAUUUCAGGGAUCAGUGGCAGUGUUAAUCUUUACGACUACAUCAAAUUUCUUGGGUGCUUUGAAAUCGUAUGUAAGAGAAGAAGAUGGGGCUGUGAUUUUGAAAUUGGCUGGAGGGUUAUGUAUAUUGAUGUUCUGUUUGGAAUGGGUUGUUAUGAGUUUGGCUUUUGUGUUGAAGUAUCAUGCUUGUUUGGAUGGGAGUAGGAGUGGAAAUGUUAAUGGAGGUGGGAAAGAAGACGAUUUGAAGAAUUGGCCAUGGCCACUCCAGGUUUAAGGGGAAUCAAAUUUGCUUUUGUCUCUAUUUGGGUGUAUCUUAUGUUAAUUUGGAAGUAUAUGAUGAUUCUAUUUGUUUAUUCUUUUUGUUAAUCCUUGCUUGGAUUUGUUAAUCAAAUUGGCUUUGUUCUAUAAAUAUUGGGUUGAUUUAAUCUUUUUUUCUUUGAUAUCUGUUUGUGAUAUUCAUUGAAGUAGUGUUUGUUGGUAAUAUUUCUUUCAAGAAAGUGUUUGGUUUUCUUCGUCUGUAUCAUUCUCAUUGAAUUAAGUUUAGUUCACUUGUUUCCUAAUUUAGAAGUAGAGUUGUUGAUCGGUGGAAUACCCACCAGGCUCGAUCCACCCAAUUUGAGAUCCAUGUGACUCGAAAAAUAGCUUUGACAAUA